GAAUUUCAAGGACACAGCAGUGCAGUGCAUUUCAUUACGCCUCGCCAACUUCUGCUUCUUAACUGGCAAAUACACCUCCAAAAAAAAGACCGCUUCCUAAGCCGUCAAAUAAAUCCCCGCCACCAUGCCGCCUAAGCGCAUGACGGCGAACCCGGUGCGGCCGGCGCGGUACCGCGCUGGCAAGCCGGUAGGGAACGAGUCGGAGUCCGACAACGAGAGCAGCGCCUCGGGCUCGGGCUCAGACGAAGACGACGGCGACAAGGCAAAAACGACGACGCGACGCAAGAUCGUGCCGCCGCCAAAAUUCUCCUCCAGCGCCCCCUCGGGCCCCGGCAAGGUCAUCAGCCGCGGCAACAACGCCAAGAUCAACCUGCAGGGCGUCUCGCUGCGGCAGCAGGACGACGCCGAGAAGGAGCGGCUGCGGCGCGCACGCAUCGCCGCCGAGCAGCGCGCCAAGGCCGAAGGCUUUGUGACCGACGAUGAAGACGAUGACGAGGAGGGUGGCGAUAAGAAAGCACAACCAGGCGGAGGAUCCGAGAGCGGCGAAGAGAGCUCCGGGGAGGAAGAGUCGUCUUCAGAAGAGGAAGAGGAGGAAGAGGCGCCUCGCAGGCUGAUGAUGCGCCCGAAAUUCUUCAGCAAGAGCGAGCGCGAAGCGUUGGCUGCGGGAGGGGCACCAUCAACGACAACAGCAGCUAGCACGAGCAAGGCGACGCCUGCGCCGACAGCAGAAGACGCACAGGCUGAACAGGAGCAGAAGGAGGCGGCGCGCAAGCGGGCGCUUGACGAGCUAGUCGAGGAGCAGAUCAAGAAGGACUUGGCAGCGCGGCGCGGCGGCAAGAAGCACUGGGAGGACGACAACGACAACGAGGUGGGCGAGGACGGGAUGGUGGAGGGUGGAGCCGAGGUAGACGACACGGACGACGUGGACCCGGCGGCGGAGGAGGCGUCGUGGCAGCUGCGAGAGCUGCGGCGGGUGCGGCGGGAGCGCGAAGCGAUCGAGGCGCGCGAGCGCGAGCUGGCCGAGACGGAGCGGCGGCGCAACCUGACCGAGGACGAGCGGCGGGCCGAGGACGACGCGCACCUGGCGGCGCAGCGCGACGACAAGGAGGGCCGCGGCAAGAUGUCGUACAUGCAAAAGUACUUCCACAAGGGCGCCUUCUUUCAGGAGGACGCCGCCGCCGCGGGGCUCGCCGGCCGUGACCUCAUGGGCGCCCGCUUCGCCGACGACGUGCGCAACCGCGAGCUGCUCCCCAAGGCUCUGCAGAUGCGCGACAUGACCAAACUCGGCAAGAAGGGCGCCACAAAGUACCGCGAUCUCAAGAGCGAGGACACGGGUCAAUGGGGCCGCCUCGACGACGGCCGCGGCGGUGGGCCGCGGCGCGACAACUUUGGCGCCGACGAGCGCUUCCAGCCCGACGACCGCCGUGGCGGAGGCGGUUGGGACAGGGAUAGGGGAGGAGGAGGAGGAGACGGCGGUCAGGGCGCGAAUGCCAUACCGCUUGGCGACCGGAAAGUUGCGCUAGUCGGAGCUCCCGACGGCCCACGAAACAGCAGGCCGCAGGGCCAGGAUCGCUACGGCGGCCGAGAUGGUGAGCCAGACCGGGGAGGGGAUAGGGAUAGGGACCGCGACCGCGAUCGCGCUCGUGACUACAAUCGGCGUAGAGAUGAGGACCGGGACCGACGGCGGUCGAGGUCCCGGUCUCCAAGGCGGCGGGAGCGGCGGGAUGACCGCGACGACCGCCACGGCAGCGACAGACGAAAACGAUCUCCCUCUCGCGAACGGGAUCGGCACGAGGGGGAUAAGCGGAGAAGGGUAGAGACCAGGUAGAAAGAUCAUGUCAUAUCCAUCAAAUCGACAGAGAGAGAGAGCAAAAUUAAUUUGUGUAAAAUUCGCA
Lasiosphaeria miniovina is the source of this 1895-nucleotide messenger RNA. RefSeq names its product splicing factor, Prp19-binding domain-containing protein. Bases 125 to 1828 code for a protein of 567 amino acids. NCBI's taxonomy places the organism in Eukaryota, Fungi, Ascomycota, Sordariomycetes, Sordariales, Lasiosphaeriaceae. The transcript has a single exon. Gene Ontology annotation, cellular component: U2-type spliceosomal complex. Gene Ontology annotation, biological process: mRNA splicing, via spliceosome. Gene Ontology annotation, molecular function: RNA binding. The record is from RefSeq and is a predicted model, not a curated record.